UGGAAUUUGUUAUUGUUUGACAGGAACAUCUACAGGAUAGCAAUCAUGACGAAUUUCCUCGGCCGCGAUGGAGAGCUCCUGCUCGCUAUCGUUGUUGUGUUUCUCCAUUUUAUUACCAGCGGUAACAGUUCGAGGGGACAAGAUUAUCGUCACAACUAAUUAUCAUAGGUAAACUAAACAUAAAUCACUAAACACUUGGUUAUAAGUAGCGAGCGUGAAAGAUGGCUGGCUGCUUCACUCCGCUGGUUGGAACUGUCAAUCGAGAAAGUUAUGUAUUGUCAAAACCCACUAACAUCCACUAAUCGUCCACAAUGUACUGAAAGCAGUUUGUGGGUGAACAAGAUCGUUACUGUACUUUUGUCAAUUUUUAAAUUAUAUGCUUGACUGGAAAAUUUAUAAUUAUUGAUUUUAAGUGGUGUUAAUAAUUUCACUCGUUGAUGAAAUUUAUCAUACAUCAAAAAUGAGGAACGCGUGAAAAAAAUUCGAUCCAGAGUAAUUCAAAUAUCCCGCACUUUUCGUGAGAUGGCACAUUGUCUGUGCGCAAAAAAUUAAAAACACAUGGGUUUGAGAGCGUUGGCGUCUGCUACGCAAAACUACCGGCUAAACACGAGCAACCAAACACCCCACAGUUUUGUAAACAAUGGAGCAAAAUAGCAAAGAAAUUCUUCCUGCCAGGUAUCUAAACGAUCACAUCAAAGCCGAUACCAGAGAAGAUGGACGUGACUUUUUAUCGUUUCGUCCAGUUUCCGUUAACGUAGGAUCGAUCAAAAACGCCGAUAGUUCGGCUGUUUGCAGAAUUGGCAACACGGGUGCAGUUUGUGGAAUUAAGGCUGAAUUAGGUCCUCCUCAUGCUGACGCUCCUGAUGUUGGUAUCAUCUUACCUAUCAUUGAGUUAUCAGGUUUAUGCAGUCAAAGAUUUCGACCAGGACUUCCAAACGAAGAGGCAAUGUGCAUUGCCAAAAUAGUCGAGGAUAUUUUGAUAAAUUCAAAAGCUAUAGACUUGACAGAUCUUUGCAUUCAUAAAGGGAAACUGGUUUGGAUUCUCAACUGUCAAAUUAUGUGUACCAAUGCUGAUGGUGCUGUGGUAGAUUGCUGCAUUGCUGCACUGAUGGCAGCCUUGAAAAAUUUAACUGUACAAAAAGUAGAAUAUACUCCUGAAUCUAAUGAGUUCAAAAAAGAUCCUGUGGAAAGAGUCAGCAUUCCACUGAAACAGAUGUCCAUUCGUACAUCUUUUGCUUUGUUGAAAGAUGAUCUACUCAUUGCUGAUCCAACAUCUUUUGAAGAAGAUAUGGCAACAAGUAUGCUCAGUUUAGCAUACAAUGAAAAAAAUGAAAUAGUUUAUUUACACAAACCAGGUGGCGAUCCCAUCUCAGACACUUUAUUAAAGAAAGCUAUGAGUAAAGCAAAAUCUCAUACAGAGCAAAUAAGAACUUUGAUAUCAACAGCUCAAUCUACUGUUGGAAAAAAGUGA
This is a messenger RNA of Trichogramma pretiosum, 1471 nucleotides long. Its product is annotated as exosome complex component RRP43-like. The coding region runs from base 641 to 1471 and encodes 276 amino acids. Gene Ontology annotation, cellular component: cytoplasmic exosome (RNase complex); nuclear exosome (RNase complex). The transcript has 6 exons. Lineage: Eukaryota; Metazoa; Arthropoda; Insecta; Hymenoptera; Trichogrammatidae. The record is from RefSeq and is a predicted model, not a curated record. Gene Ontology annotation, biological process: nuclear polyadenylation-dependent mRNA catabolic process; nuclear mRNA surveillance; U1 snRNA 3'-end processing.